This is a messenger RNA of Oryzias melastigma (Indian medaka), 2551 nucleotides long. RefSeq names its product vasoactive intestinal polypeptide receptor 2. Bases 808 to 2169 code for a protein of 453 amino acids. Gene Ontology annotation, molecular function: G protein-coupled peptide receptor activity; peptide hormone binding; vasoactive intestinal polypeptide receptor activity. Gene Ontology annotation, biological process: cell surface receptor signaling pathway; adenylate cyclase-modulating G protein-coupled receptor signaling pathway. The transcript is spliced from 13 exons. NCBI's taxonomy places the organism in Eukaryota, Metazoa, Chordata, Actinopteri, Beloniformes, Adrianichthyidae. The record is from RefSeq and is a predicted model, not a curated record. Gene Ontology annotation, cellular component: plasma membrane.
GAGGACAGGAGUGAAGCACAGCUAAAAGUACUCAAAGCUAAAUCAGGGUCAGGCAGCCAAGGGUCAAACACGAGCAUGAGGGCAUCAGAGAACAACCAGAGUGGUUAGGGUCCAGGCGAGGGUCUGGACAGGCGCCAGACGAGCUGAUAGGAAGUGUGGAGAGAGGUGACCUUUCUUAUCCCAAAAGCCAAUUCCAUGACCGGGGUUUGGGCCAUUGUGGCACCCUUCUUUGACUGACACCCUAAACCACAUUGCACAAGACAGCCCAUUGAUGUUGUUUAAUCCUGGAUUAAAAACUUUUGAGCAUAACAGAAGUUGGAUUUUUUUUUUCAUCUUUUUUUCUCUAAACUUUUGUAAUUCCUAGCGUGUCCACAUGAGGGCACUGUUGCGUUUGAGCUUCAUUUUUUUAGCACGAACAGCUGCUACUGUUCUCUGCCUGGUUCGGGAGCGCGCCUGGACACCGUGCUUGCGCAGUGCGUGGACUGUCAUUUGGCAGCUGUUGCUCAUCUUUGCGCUCCUCUUGGUUUCUGCUUCAACCCGCAGCUGCUUCGUUCGUUUAGGUCACUCUCUAUCCAUCAUAGAUACACGUUUUACUGAAACUGUUAUGCUAAAAUGUAUUUCAGCUCAAGUUUGGUCUUCCUUUGAGUUAAAAACACGCCGUUAAAGACAUGCGCUGAAACUCAACUGUGCGUAAAAGUCACGCCAGGCGCAGACUCUGAUUCAUCUGCGUGUUAAUAUCGCGGGUUUGUUUCCUGCAGUUUGGAAGAGAUUUUGCUGCUCGUGUUUCCCGUGGAGGAUGACGGUCAGAUGAGCUGCUGCCUGGGAGGCUUUAACCGCUCGCUGGAUGAGAUGCGCUCCUUUACGCACCAGCUUCCUCUGCUCCUGCCUUUCCUGAUCCUGAUCUGCACGGUUCGUGGCCGGUUUCCUCACUGCGUGCUGCACUGGGAGAUGCAGAGGGCCAGAGGAGACUGUGAAGCUCAGCUGCAGCAGCAGACGGCGGCUGCAGGAUGUCCAGGAGAGUGGAACAACGUGUCGUGUUGGCCGAACGCCGCGGUCGGUGAGGUGCUGACCCUGCCCUGCCCCUCCCCCUUCCUACUCUUCUUUGAAAAGAACGGUAACCUGAGCAGGAACUGCACGGAGAAGGGCUGGUCGACCGUUUACCCCGACAUCAGGAGCGCCUGCUACUCUGAGAUCACCGACCAGCCCAAGCAGCUGGUCUUCUACAAAGUGGUGCGUGUCCUGUCCACGGUGGGCCACAGCCUGUCGCUCAUCGCACUGCUCACCAGCACCAUCCUCAUCUGUCUGUUCAGGAGGCUGCACUGCAUGAGGAACUACAUCCAUCUGAACCUGUUCGUGUCCUUCAUGCUGCGCGCCGUCGCCGUGCUGGCCAAAGACACGCUGCUCUUCUCAGAGGUCGAGGCCAUCGACUGCAGCACGCAGCCGUCGCUGGUGGGCUGUAAGGCCACUCUGGUUUUCUUUAACUACUUUGUGAUGGCCAACUUCUUCUGGCUGCUGGUGGAGGGACUCUACCUGCACACGCUGCUGCUGGUCGUCCACACCCACGCCGCCCGCCUCUCCAUCUACAUGUUCAUCGGCUGGGGAAUCCCCUUUGUCUUCAUGGUGGCGUGGAUCAUAAGUCGGGUGAACCUGGAGGACACCAGCUGCUGGGAGAUCAAUGACAAUCCUGUUCCUGACAGACUCAUCAACUGGCCCAUCAUGGCAUCUGUGAUUAUCAAUUUCAUUCUGUUCAUCAGCAUCAUUCGCGUCCUGGUGCAGAAGCUGCGCUGCUCUGAGGUUGGAGGCAACGAUCAGUCUCAGUACAGACGGCUGGCCAAGUCCACGCUGCUGCUCAUCCCGCUGUUCGGAGUCAACUACGUGGUGUUUUUCUAUCUGAUGGAGCCAGAUGAUCAAGUCUUGAAGCAGAUCAAGAUUUUCUUUGACCUUGGCCUUGGAUCGUUUCAGGGUCUGAUCGUCGCCGUCCUCUACUGCUUCCUGAACAGCGAGGUCCAGGGCGAGCUGAGGAGGAGUCUGUCUCUGAAGCGAUGUGUGGGGGGUGAGGAGAAGCUGCAGGCCGUGGCCCUGAACCGGAACGGCAGCCAGAGAUCCCCAAAGUUUCCCAGGAACGCCCGAGCUCAGUCCAUCCUGCAGACGGAGACCAGCGUGCUCUGAGGAGGAGGGAAAAGAAACCCCGCAGGACUUCUACUGACUCUUCCAUUGAAAACACGUUCUAAAACCUGCUGUUCCUGACUGAUCUGAGUACACUCUUAAAUGUGUUUAGAAACAGAGACGGGACAUGAAUAGCAGAGCUGUGUUCCAGUCUUCUCGUGGUUUGGUGGAGGUUGCGUGGCGUGGACAGGACCGCCCUUCCAUCAUCUCUCUUUGAAACAGAGCAGAAGCUGUUUCUGAAAUGACCUUUAGAAAGACAUUCUUGUACAUUACACCUUUAUUAGAUUUUAACCUGUUCUUCUUAGUUCAUCAAGUCUGUAUUAAAAAAGUCUAUCUCUUUGAUUUUUCUUUAUUUUUGUAAAUAAUAAUAAAAUCGGUUUGAAAA